Cladophialophora yegresii CBS 114405 is the source of this 1014-nucleotide messenger RNA. RefSeq lists its product as uncharacterized. The transcript is spliced from 2 exons. Lineage: Eukaryota; Fungi; Ascomycota; Eurotiomycetes; Chaetothyriales; Herpotrichiellaceae. The record is from RefSeq and is a predicted model, not a curated record. The annotation marks the transcript as partial.
UUCAUUGCUUCACCUGCCGUCCACCUUGACCUAUAUCCAAAGCCCAACAACCAACAAGCAGAUUCCCUGUCCGAUGAGCCUCCUAACAACCAUUCCAGCGCCAGCUCCUAUAUCAAAUCGACUCAGCCUAGUGAGACCCUUGACUUCUCCCACGUGCAGCUGAUGUGUACCGUGGAUGCCCACCGAAUCCGUGUCCGUUGGCUCGAAAGUCUCCUACCAUCCAUCGACCAGAGACCUAAACCGUUUCAGCCGGCAACCAUGUCGUUCGUUGCAAGCAUUUUCAAGUCGUACCCUGGCAUGUUUGUGGACGGCGGCUGUCCCCCGUUUGUUCACUGGUCGCAGGUAACGGGCGAGGCCACAUGUCAGCCAUUAGAAAAUUGUAUGAACAUGGCCCGUAUGUGGGCCGCUCGAACAGUAGGAAGCGCUGAUAUGGUCCAAGAGGUUAUCCAACAAGAGAUGAAAAGACUUUUUGAGAAGGGAAACCUUCUGGCAACGUUCCAGGCCUAUCUUCUCUAUGCUAUUAUGCUCUUCCCGAGCACGAUUUCGGCUGGCAGUAUCCACCAGGAUGUCAUGAUGCGACUCCAGGAAUUAGCAGGAGACGCAGCAGGCAGAGGAACCAUUUGCUAUGCGGAGAUGGAAAGUACCCGACCUGACUGGGAAUCCUGGAUUAUCGCAUCCGCCAAAAGGAGGACCCUUUUCGCCGCCUCACUGUUCGAUAACUUGGUCAAUUUUUCUCAAGGUUCGCCGUCCUUUGUCGCAGUUGAACUUGCCGGUCUUCCUGCUCCAGCAAGCAAGACCCUAUGGAAUGCACGGACACGUCAAUGCUGGAACCAGGCUUAUAACCGGCAGCUAAGCCACUGCGGAGACGGUGAAUUGUUGAUCAGCGAUCUCUGGCCCCAGUCUGAGGCAAAUUCAGAAGCGCUACAGCCGAAGAUCGACCGUUGGUUGUCAUCAGUUGACGAGUUUGGGAUGAUGCUUUACGCUGUCACAGCUCACACUUAUAACCACAACGGC